AUGACUGUUCCGACCCAUCUCUACCUAAGAGAUCUCUCCUCAUGCUUCAAUUUAGGUUGUUAUCUUUGGGAUACUGAUGGAAAAAUGUACUAUGAUUGUAUAAGUGGCCAAUCUGUCCUAAAUCAAGGCCAUUGCCAUCCUCGACUAGUUAAAGUUAUGCAAGACCAAUGUCAACAAUUGACUUUAACAUCACGUGCAUUAUAUACGACUGCGUUGGGGGAAUAUGCAGAAUACUUGACUAAAUUAUUUGGAUAUCAAAAAAUGAUGCCUAUGAAUUCUGGUAAAAAUAAAUACGUAAACUCUCGUUAG
Meloidogyne enterolobii is the source of this 309-nucleotide messenger RNA. The record is from the annotation of a GenBank genome assembly. Lineage: Eukaryota; Metazoa; Nematoda; Chromadorea; Rhabditida; Meloidogynidae.